CAACCGAAUCAAUUUAUAGAUCUAGAUGUAGAAACAAAAAUGGCUAACCUCACCAACAAUGAAGAGCCCAACAAAAAGUCUUUUUAUCAUAAACAUGCUUCUAAACUUCUAAAAUCAUUGAAUGAAUCGAGAGAUCGACCAAAUUUAUGUGAUGCAGUUGUUAUUAUAGGAUCCAGUCAGAUACCAGUUCAAAAGAAUAUUUUGUCUGCAGCAAGCCACUAUUUUCGGGCUCUAUUUGAUUAUGAUGAUCAUAUUACCAACAAUGCAAAAGAAAAACAGGGAGUAUCGUCAGGCUCUACAGUGUCCUUGGAUCAUAUGGGGAUAGAUGAGAAUACUUUCAAAAGCAUUUUGGAUUUUAUCUAUACGGCAGAGGUCAAGUUGAAUCCUCACAACAUUCAGGACAUGCUUCAGGCAGCUGACCAGUUAUUGAUGUCUGACCUGAAAGACAUUUGCUGUGAAUUCCUUGAUACUUGCAUCAAUGCCCAAAACUCUAUCGGUAUUCUGGACUUCACAUCACAGUUAUCAUGCUCCUGGUUGCAUUUAAAAGUCACCCAGUAUUUAGAUGCACACUUUAAUGAAGUGAGUCAGUACGAUGAGUUCUUGCGACUAGAUGAAGAAAGAGUUGCCAAGCUUUUGUCACGGACAACAAUUGAUGUGAAGAAAGAAGAUGAUGUGCUUGACAUCAUCCUGCGUUGGUACAGAUUUGAACCAGAGAAUAGAGGAAGUCAAGCCAUAGACCUGAUGAGGAAGGUAUUAUAUGCUCAUCAGCUGAGUGAUGGGGCACUGUCUAAGUGUACUGAACUGAAGGAUCAGCUGGGGCAUGAGUUUCUUCAUACUAUCAUGAAACUGAGGGAAGAACAGAGAGGCAACCCAGUGAUUCACAGAGGCUUCACUAGAGUCAUAGUAGCCUGUGGAGGGGAAGGUACAUGUGUAGACAGAGAUGACUGUGAAAUAAAAAACUAUGUUCGAUGUGUUCGACCCAUUAAAACAAAACACCCAGCCACUUGGAUUGAAUUAGCUCCUAUGUUGAACCCAAGAUGUGGCCAUGGAUUAGUGGAAGUUGGCGGCUAUCUUUAUGCGGCUGGUGGUCGUGACAGCAACUGUCGUAUUUUAAACAGCUGCGAGAAGUAUGAUCCUUUUACCAAUACAUGGACAUAUGUGGCACCUAUGAAUCAUGCAAGAGUGGGGUUUGGCUUAGUUGCCAUAGAAAAUAUGAUCUAUGCAAUAGGUGGAAGUAAUGACAUGACUGAUCCUCUGAUGUCAGUUGAGGCUUAUGAUGUCUUCACUGAUAAAUGGAAACCUUUGCCCGACAUGAUUAUGAAGCGAGCCUGGGCUUGCUAUGUAGCAGCAGGAUCAAAGAUUUAUGUUCUCGGUGGUGGGAUCAUAGGCAAAUUUUAUGAAUCGGUAGAGGUCUUUGACACUAGAUCACUUACAUGGAAUGCUGUGUCGCCCAUGAGGGAGAGGAGAUGUGAUGCCAGAGCUGUAGCUGUUGGCAAUGAUAUUUAUGUGUUUGGAGGUUUCCGUCGCAUUGAGUGCCCAAGCGCUGCCCACUCUGGACACAAUCUGAAGCUCUGUGGAACUGAAUUCUAUUCAGAAAAGAAUGACUACUGGAUGCCAAUACAGAACAGAUCUGGGGCAGUCACUAUAUGUGCUGUUGGUGAAAGCACCAAUAUAAGUGGGGUGCUAUACGAUGAGGAGGAUAUUCUUAUAGUUGGAGAGCUGGACAUGGGUGGCGAUGAAGUGCACACUGUCCGGUCAUUUAACCGACAUACUAACACAUGGGACUGUCUUGUGGUAACAAGACCUAAGUUACAAACUAGAUACCAGUGCUGCUUGUUGUCUCUACCCAAGAACCUGUUGUAUAAAUUGCUAUGGGAACAAGGCAAGUUAAACUACUCAGAUAUUUUAAUGUGCUAAGAACUGUAUCACUAGUCUUUGGAAAAUAAUAGUAUAGAUUCAAUCUAAUUGACUUACUGCAUCUGGAAGUGUAGACAAUAUUUGAUAAGGAUGGCAUUUAGAAAAACAAAAGAUUCUAAGGAAUCACUUUUGAACAUUUAUUUUGCAAGAAGUUUUAUUUUUAUUGAACUUCCCUAUCAGUUGAUUAUUAAACUAGGAUAAAAUCUGUAAUGAAUGUAAACCAACAUUUUAAGGAACUGAACCCAAAUAUUUUGUGUUUCUUGAAAGCCUGAAAGUUUAUUUGCAGAGAACCAAUGAAAUUCUUCAAGGAGAGUCUGUCAAGAUGUUGAGAUGGCUAAGGUUGAAUUGAAAUUGUCACAGAUAGUUAAUAUUAUAUUAUUUUUUUUUUUAAAUUAUAAUUUAACAAAUACAAUGUUGUGAAGACAGAUGAUAAUAAUUUUUUUGUCUGAACAUUUUCAACCUCACAAAAUGUGGUACAAAAUCUUUUAAUACCCAAAGUAAGAAACAAAACUGAAAACCUAAACACAAGAGGUGAGAUUUGUUUUGAUCAUGUUAUACAUAUCACUUUAUAUAGUUGAGUCAUUAAAAGAUCAGGUAGGGUCUACCAUUAAGUGUAUCAAUGUAAAGGCUUUAAAAGAUUUAAACAAGUAAUAUUAAGUUGAUCUUGAUUGUUAAUAUUGUGCACUUUAAAACACUGAUCCAUGCUUCAUGUAUGGUUACAUAAUAUUAAUUAAUUAUGUUUUUUAAUGGGGAAAAGCAUAUAUUAUAGCUGUCUGUAGCAAGUUUGAUUGUUUUUCUUUCUGUUGUAAAAAUACUUAUUUUGUCACACUUUGUCCAUAAAUGGCAUGCACUUAAUACUAGUUCAGUCAAUAGCUGGUUCUGUGCCAUAUUUCAUUUGUAAGAAAGUAUUCUACAUACCGGUACCUUAUUUAUAUAAAUGUUAUGUAUAUUUUGCCAUAGACUUUUUAUUAAUUUUGUAAACUCUUAUUUUAGUGUGAACUUUUUGGUUAUAGUUUUCAGUAACUAAAUAUAUAGUAAGAUAUUUAUUAAUUUUGUUAUACAAAGGAAUACAAGAUGUAUCUUUUAUAUUUUAUAAAUCAUAAUUGAAUUAUUUUCUAUUAAUUUCUUUCUACUUUUAAGUUUAGAUUAAAAAAUCCUAAUUGAUCACUUGUUUUAGUCUAACUAUUACUGCAAACAUAUUUUUUGUUAUUUUUUAGGUUAGGAUCUUGUCAUAUGUUCUGACAUGUUUUCUAAAACCAACAAAUCAACUUGAAAAAGUUGCACGUUUAUAUUUGUAAUAUGAUAAAACUUUGUUUGCCUCUACAACUUUUGAAGCUCUAAAAUUUUUUAGAGUUACUGCAAUAUUGUCAGGCAUUGACAACUUUGACACGUUUAUAUCAAAUUAUUGAAAAAGGAUUAGGAAGUAAAUCAUUUAUGAACCAUGAAAACUACAAGUUAAAUUUGAAGCUAAAUAUUAUUAUAUUAUAAUAUGCAAUUUGUAAUAUUGCAAGAUUAGAAAAUGCUUAUUAUUAGGUAAGGUAGUAUUCCCCCUUUCAAAUAAUGCAUUUCCUUAGCUACUGCCUUCACUUAUUCUUAAUGAUAUUUAUUUGGUUGACUAAAAGUAAACUGUUUGCAACAAGCAACUAGGUGCUAAGGAUUCUUUUUCUAUCACUUACUUUUGAACAGUUGUAAUGGCAACAAUUUUCAGAAUCUUUUCCGCCCUUUAAUUUUUUUAUUGUUCUAAAGCAUAUUUUUUAAUUUCAUUUAAAGUGAAGGCAAAGUAAACGUAAACUUUUGUUUACUAUCUAAUUUCUUUGCUGGCCUCCUUUAUGGAGUGACAAUCAGGUUGUAUUCUAUUCUGUAAAUUAAUACUUUGACUCAGCUUCCAAGCUUGUUUAGAAUUGACUUUGAUUGUAUUCUAUUUGUAUCAAGCUUGAUUCUACCCAUUGACCUUUUUUGGUUGUACUUUUAAUGAAUUAUUAUUUUUUUAUCCCAGAUGAACAAAUAUUUUGUAAAUAAUGGUUUUGGGUUUCAUCAGUUUAAAUGUAAAUAUUUUGUAGCAUUCCAAUAUGUUUAGGCUCCCUAGUCAAUUGGAUUUGUCCACCAGACUUACUACGUCCACAGGGUGUGUACAUAGCUCUGAUACCAGAGAAAACAAAAAAACUUUGUCUACUGAAGUAGUUUUAUUAAGGUGUCCAUGACCAAAUCAGUUUCUCAGCUUUCUUACAAAGGCAAACAUGAAACAUUGUAAAACUUUUUUUUUUUAAACUGUUACAUACUUUUGUAUUGGAUAACAUGAAAGUCUUUCUAGAUAGCAGUUCUCUAUAGCUAUGUCUAGAUGUGAUUGAAAUUAGAACAACAUACAGUUAAAUCAAACUGUCUAUGAUGUUUAUCCACUGCUAUAGUAUAUCACACCUUUUUUUCCCUGGUCUUAGUUCUAUGGAUCUGUGUUGAAUUAGUCUACUUUACUUGCACUGUAGGUCUUCUGAACAACUAAUUACAUUAAAAAAAAAUUAAUGUAGAUUUAAGUCAAAUAAAAUUUAAUUGAACCUAUAA
This is a messenger RNA of Biomphalaria glabrata, 4473 nucleotides long. Its product is annotated as gigaxonin-like. Gene Ontology annotation, molecular function: protein binding. Lineage: Eukaryota; Metazoa; Mollusca; Gastropoda; Planorbidae. Bases 40 to 1917 code for a protein of 625 amino acids. The record is from RefSeq and is a predicted model, not a curated record. Gene Ontology annotation, biological process: cytoskeleton organization. The transcript is spliced from 6 exons.